CUCCAAUAAAAGUGUGAUUGAACCAAGGAAUGUUCAGCGCUUUCACACAAAAACUACAACUACCAGUGGCGAUGAUUCCGUACGUCGUUAUGACGGAGUGACGUGCUGACGUCAAACGGAAAUGUGCAACACCAAUUCUUUCUAGAAUUUUGUAGCGGUCGCUCGCUAACUCACGCUAGGGAGCUUUAUCUGAGUUUGUCUUGGCCAAAUACGACCAGCCGCUGCACUGAACAUAAAUACAUAUAUCUGAGAAGUGCACUAUUUGGAUGCAUUUGCUCAUUUGAUUCAAAUUUCUAGUUUGCGUCUUUUAGCCACUAACUUAGCCAAGUCAUAUCCCAAGCUAACGCUGUUAGCGUUAGGUUCUUGUUGGCAGAAUGUCCAGGAUAGACUACAGCGUGUGGGACCACAUUGAAGUGUCUGACGAUGAAGAUGACACCCACCCAAACAUCGACACACCCAGCCUCUUCAGAUGGAGACACCAGGCACGUGUGGAGCGAAUGGAAGAGUUUAACAAAAAAGGUGAAGAACUCAGCAAGGGACUCAAUGACUGUCGGCGUAAGCUGGCAGAGGCACAGAAGAAGACCCAAGUCCUGUCCAGUGCAGGGUCGUGUGAUGCCGAACUGAGCAAAGCCCAGGCUGAGGAGAAGAAACUGAAAAAAGAAGAACGGGAGUGGCAGAAGAAGGUGGAAGACCACAAUCGAGAAGAGAAGAAGAUGCCAUGGAACGUGGACACGCUCAGCAAGGAAGGCUUUAGCAAGAGUAUUGUUAAUGUCAAACCUGACACUGCAGAGGAGACCGAAGAGGAGAAGGAGCAAAAGCAUAAAACAUUCGUGGAGAAGUAUGAGAAGCAGAUCAAACAUUUCGGCAUGCUGCGACGUUGGGAUGACAGCCAGAAGUACCUCUCUGACAAUCCUCAUCUCGUCUGUGAAGAGACCGCUAACUACUUGGUCAUCAUGUGCAUUGACCUUGAAGUUGAGGAGAAACACGCAUUAAUGGAGCAAGUGGCUCAUCAGACCAUCGUCAUGCAGUUCAUCCUAGAGCUGGCGAAAAGCCUCAAAGUAGACCCCCGCGGCUGCUUCCGUCAGUUUUUUGCGAAGAUUAAGACAGCAGAUCAACAGUAUCAAGACGCUUUCAAUGAUGAGCUGGAGUCGUUCAAGGAGCGGGUGCGGGGCAGGGCGAAGAUCCGCAUAGAAAAGGCCAUGAAGGAAUAUGAGGAAGAAGAGCGACAAAAGCGCAUUGGACCCGGAGGACUAGAUCCUGUUGAAGUGUACGAGUCCCUGCCAGCUGAGAUGCAGAAAUGCUUUGAUGAGAAGGACAUCCAAAUGUUACAAGAUGUUAUCAGCAAAAUGGACCCCACGGAGGCAAAGGCUCACAUGAAGAGGUGCAUAGACUCUGGGCUCUGGGUGCCCAACUCCAAAGGAGAUGGAGAAGAAAAAGAGGAAGAAGCCACCUAUGAAGAGGUGAAACAGGAGCAAGAAGAAACUAAGAAGGAAUGACCAAAAUUGACACCCUGAUUUGUUGUUUUUUGUAAAUGUACUUACCCACUGUAUUGCAACUCCAUUAUGUGUAUGAUUAGUUUGCCAAUUACUGAAAUAACUUCUCUAAAAUAUUUAGCUGAGAGAUUUAAGGGACUAGUACUCACCUAACUACACAAGAAUGUUGCAUCAGGAACCCCAGCUUGGAAAAGAAACUGCAGCUUGUGUCUUUUGUUCAUGUCUUUUAUUUGUUUGGACAUCACCAAAGCUGUGUUCUUUCAUUUAUUUGUACACACCUUUCAGUUUGUGUGGCUUGCCUGCUUGCUUAAUUUGCGGUGGUGUAUAGAUUUCAGGUUGGGCAUAUGUAGUUUUUUUUUUUUUUUUUUUUUUGUCAUUUUUAAUUUUAGGAUUUUUGUUUUGUUUAGGGCUUGGUCAAUUGAUGUAUUCAGAUGGUUAUUUCUCCAAAGUGACAUUUUUUUUUUCCAAAAACCUGAUUAACUAAAGGUUGAAUUAUAUCCAACUUCUUAAGAACAAGUUGUUGUGGUGAUGUGUCAAGGUGUGGGUGAUGUGCUUUUGGUGUGAGUCAUAGAAGAAUCACAAGAAAAUGAUCAACUGCCACUUUUUUGGUGGUUAAAAGUGACAUUUACUCCACAUAGUGAUUGUGGAACAGUAGGUAAAUUGGUAACUAUGUUAUGACUUUCAGUUCAUCACAGUGUGCAUUACAAGACAAAAACAGUCUUAAAUUUAAAAAAGUAUUCAUUUUAGACCCAAUAAUUACUUUCACACUGGCUCCACUUACAUUGUAGCUUAUUGUGGCCCAACCGCCACCAUAUAAAUGAGCUUAAAACUACAGUUGAGUCUUGUAGGGUCUUGGAAUGAUUGACAUGGGCCCUACUUAUUUCCACAUUGGUCAAAAUCCCAAUUAAGUUCCAGUUCAGCGGGGAAGGGCAUGUAUGUCUUAAAAGCUCAUAUGGAUGUGAUGUGGCACUGUGCCUGAAGGUGCUUUAUAGGUGUGGCAGAAAUCUAUACUUUCACUUUCUAUACUUUUAUUUUGAAGGUGAGAGUACUUUGGCUUUUGCAUGAUGGCAGAGAUGAAAAAAUAAACUGAAGUCAAACAGCUCAUACAAAGGCAUUAUUUGACCAUCCUGGAAGUCACAAAAUAAAACUGCUCAAUGUGUACUGCCAUAACCUAUUGUUUGAACAAAAUAAAUAUGCGAACGCUGCAAAGAAACAUCGCUAGCUGAUGACACUUAGUGAUGGACAGAAACAAACACCACAUGGAAAGUUGGAUAGAGGUGUUUACCAUAGGUGUGGAAGGUGUUUUAUUUGAGUUUGGUUUGAUGAAGUUUGAGGCUGGCAUGAAUGUUCAUUAAUGUAACGAUUGUCAUUUGGCAAUUAAGUGUAUCAUCAGAUGUGAUAUUAUAGAAUAACCUAGUUUGUUAAAAUCUCCCAAAUGACUCACAAGCCCUCAUAUGUUCUCUGCAUUGUUGAAAUAGACCCUUUUAAUUAUUUCAGCAUGGUCUUGUGGCCUCGUAAUUUUUUAAGGGUCAAGGGUCAGACAGUAUACAACAGAAGUGAGUGCAAUACCUGUGCAAUACCACUUAAAUGUCAAAUGAUCUAACAUCAUAUCACCUUAAAGUAACUGCAUUACUUCUAAGUUCAACAGCAAGAUAUUAUAUUUGCUCUUAUGUAAAAUUAAAACCUAAUACCAUAGAUUUACUUAAUUCAAAAUACGGACCCUACAGUUGGAACCAAGUGCAACGACAGUUAGUACACCUUUAAUCAUUGACAUACAAGUCUUAUAUUUUGUUCAGUAUAACAGACUCAGUUCUGUUUAACAUGGAGGACGCCAGUGUUGCACAAAUUUCUGGGGAAACGUUCAGUUAAUCUUCUUUUUUUUUUUUGGCUAUUCUUCGGUGGAAGAGCUGUGCUGCUCAGCCUUUCUCUUUAAAGUACCCUUGGUUCAGGAGGAUCUGGUUUCUUCAGCAGUUUCUUUCCCUUUGGAUCUGCAGGAUUUGCUCCUCUGAUUAACUUCUAAAAGAGUCAGAAAAAGGGAACAAAAACCUCGUCAGCACACUUCGAUAUUUAUAUUUACACUCGCACACACACAAGGUUCUGAAUACUGGGUUUCUUGGAUGUUGGUUCAUUGCAUUAAAGUUUCCACCUCUAAAGAAGGGUAUUUGGUAUUCUACUGAA
Molecule: messenger RNA, 3671 nt
Organism: Acanthochromis polyacanthus (spiny chromis)
Lineage: Eukaryota; Metazoa; Chordata; Actinopteri; Pomacentridae
Product: cell division cycle 37, HSP90 cochaperone
Exons: 8
Coding region: 375-1496 (373 amino acids)
Biological process (GO): protein stabilization; protein folding
Cellular component (GO): cytoplasm
Molecular function (GO): heat shock protein binding; protein kinase binding; protein-folding chaperone binding
Source: RefSeq, a predicted model, not a curated record